This is a messenger RNA of Fusarium venenatum, 1041 nucleotides long. Its product is annotated as Pyruvate/Phosphoenolpyruvate kinase-like domain-containing protein. The record is from RefSeq and is a predicted model, not a curated record. Gene Ontology annotation, molecular function: catalytic activity. NCBI's taxonomy places the organism in Eukaryota, Fungi, Ascomycota, Sordariomycetes, Hypocreales, Nectriaceae.
AUGUCCAAGUCAAUUGUUAACACCAAGCCUUACCCUUUCCAAUUUGAGGCAAGCCAGUAUCCUACAAUCAGGCCCAAUGGGAAGGGUGUCACGGUUGAUUACAGUAAUUGUCGUGGGGCCAUACCAUCUCUCCAAGCAUCUAAAAUCAGGGCCUUGGUGCAAGAGGCCCACGGCGACCCAUCAAAAAUUGUGGCCAACGUCUGUAGCUACGACGCCCUGAGCUCGCGCUUGUGCGAGGAAGCUGGCUUCCCAGUAGUCUUCCUUGCCGGCUACCCGAUGGCUUCCGCACACGGACUGCCUGACACUGGUUACAUUGCUUUUGGGGAAGUUGUCAGCAAGAUUCAGGAGGUUGCCAGGGAGGUCAGUGUUCCCAUCUUGGUUGACGGUGAUACCGGCUAUGGUAGCCCAAUGAAUGUUCGUCGAACCGUGCAAGGGUUUGCAAAGGCUGGAGCUGCCGGCAUCAUGCUUGAGGACCAAUCGUGGCCAAAGCGUUGUGGACACACCGCUGGAAAAAGUGUUGUGUCUCGCAGUGAAGCCUACGCGCGCUGGCAAGCUGCUGUGGAUGCCAGAAAUGAGGGCCAAGACAUCUGGAUCCUGGCCAGAACCGACAGUCUCAUCCAUGGAUAUGACGAGGCCCUGGCCAGGGCACGCAAGGCCAUUGAGAUUGGAGUCGACGCUGUCUUUGUUGAGGCGCUUCCAGACCUCGAGACUAUGGAGCGCCUUCGAAAGGAUUUGGACUUUCCACUGGUCGCCAACAUCAUCGAAGGUGGCAAAACACAAAACCUUGCUGCAAAAGAUCUUGCCGCCUUGGGUUACAGUCUAGUUUGCUACCCUUGGACUCUAGUCGCAGCCAAACUGAGAAGUAUUCGAGAGGCUUUGGAGAAUAUCAAGGGUAGUAUGAUGGUUGGGAAGCCUCCGGUGGUUCUUUCAUACGAGGAAGUAUGUGACGGGGUUGGUUUCAAUAAGUAUUACGAGAUCGAAGAGAGGUAUCAAUAUGAAGGACGAGCAAAUGGUGCCAAUGGGCACCAAUGGAAGGAGUAG